This is a messenger RNA of Python bivittatus (Burmese python), 3193 nucleotides long. Lineage: Eukaryota; Metazoa; Chordata; Lepidosauria; Squamata; Pythonidae. The record is from RefSeq and is a predicted model, not a curated record.
UCUUUUGUUAAUAAAACGUGUUAGUCGGAAAAGGGGCUACUCCUGCUUUUUCUCCAGCACAGGCUGGCCCGGCUCUCCUCCUCCCUGGUUCCCACACCACCCACGUAAAAGGCGGGCAGCGCUUCGACUGCACUGCCACGGCCACCGACUUGACUUUUUCGACCCCCUUGCUUGCCAGUAAGAAAAAGGAGCUUUUUCUUGUUCUUCCUAGCAGGACGCCUGUUGUGCCGGCGGGGAGGCUUCUCGCAGCCACCCGGCCUUGCACCCGCAGCCACGGGAGAAGACGGCCACGAGGAGGGUCAAGAGGGCGUGGGUCAUUCCUCCCAUCAGCAUGCCGGAGAACCACCGGCGGGUCCCCCACCUCCUGGUCCAGAUUAAAUCAGACAAGCAGCAGCCGGGGGUUGUGGUCUACAGCAUUAAGGGCCCCGGCGUUGAUGAAGAUCCCAAGGAUAUCUUCUCCAUUGAUAAGUUGAGCGGCAAGGUCUACCUCAACGCCAUGCUGGAUCGGGAAAAACAUGAUCGCUUUCGGCUCAAGGCUUUUGCCCUGGAUCUGGGUGGAGUGCUUCUGGAAGAUCCCACGGACUUGGAGAUCGUUGUCCUGGACCAGAAUGACAACCGGCCACUCUUCCAGCAGGACGUGUUCACGGGCCACGUGGUAGAAGGGGCUGAGCCAGGGACGUUUGUGUUGAAAGCAGAAGCCACAGAUGCGGAUGACCCCGAGACGGACAACGCGGCCCUGAGAUACUCCAUCGUGGGCCCCGGAGCGGGAGAGCUCUUCACAAUGAACGAGCUCUCCGGGGAAAUUCAAACCGCUCACGUUGGGCUUGACCGGGAGGUGACGGGUGUUUACAACUUGACGCUCCAAGUGGCUGACAUGUCUGGAGAAGGCCUGACCACCACAGCUACAGCGGUCAUCUAUGUGGAGGAUGUCAAUGAUAACCCACCUGAAUUCACGACGGACAAGUUCCACAUGGAGGCCCCUGAGAACAAGCAAGGGGUGGAAGUUGGGCGGGUGAUGGUGCAGGACAAAGACCAGCCUGGCUCUCCCAACUGGCUGGCCAAGUUCACCAUCCUGGAGGGUGACCCCAGAGGAGCUUUUGCCAUCCACACUGACCCCCUGACCAAUGAGGGGGUCCUCUCUUUGGUUAAGGCGUUGGACUACGAGGAGCAGAACCAUUACGAGCUGCUGAUUUCCGUGCAGAACCAAAGCCCGCUGGACCCGUCAGUCCGAAACGUGGCCCAUGCCUUGGCUACGGUGCAGCUGCAGGUGGUGGACGCCAACGAACCCCCCUUCUUCCAGGAUGAUCCCUGCAGGGGCAACGUGAACGAAGGCGCGCCCGCUGGCACAGAGAUCACCCUCUUCCACGCCAGGGACCCCGACACCCAGCAAGCUCAGGAGCUGAGGUACUGGAAGGCCUCUGGCCUGGCCAGCUGGCUGCAGGUGGACCCCGAAUCGGGCCUGGUGGAAGCCCGCCAGAAAGUACCCCCCCGUUCAACCUUCCGGGGGGGCUGGUAUGUCACACAGAUCCUGGCUGUUGAUAAUGGGACCCCUCCCCUCACGGCAACCGGGACCCUCUCCGUCGAGGUGCUGGAGGUCAAUGACCAGGCACCCUUCCUGUUCCCGACAAAGGGAGAGCUGUGUCAGGAAGGGGGCGGCUUGGUCCUGAGCGCCACGGAUGAGGACUUGGCCCCCCAUGCAGCACCGUUCCACUUCCGUUUCGCCCCCAGCAGUGCACACAACUGGACUCUCCGCCACCCCAAUGACACGCACGUGCUGCUGCAGCCUCCCACGGAUGUGGCCGAGGGCCUCCACACCCUGCCGCUGCUCGUCAGUGACUCUGGGAUCCCCCCACGGGUGCGAAAGCAGCUGCUGAACGUCUCUGUCUGCGCCUGCAAUCGGUGGGGCGCCUGCGGGGCUCGUGCGGCUGCCACCGUGGCGGUGGUGGCAGGUCUCAGUUUGGGGGCCUUGAUGACCAUCCUCUGCAGUGCCGUCCUACUCCUGCUGCUGGUGCUGCUGGUGGCGGGGCUGGAGCACGCUCGCCGACAAGCUCUCCGCAAGGGACUCCUGGGGGCCUCGCAGGAUGACCUGAGGGACAACGUCCUCAACUACGACGAGCAGGGCGGCGGCGAGGAGGAUCAGGACGCCUACGAUCUCUCCCAGCUGCGUGACCCGGACCUCUUUCGCCCACCAGCCCCACGGGGCAAGCCCCUCCGACGGAGGGACGCCCCCUACAGCUACACCUUGCCUCAGUACCCCCAGCGCACGACCGCCUGCCCUUCCGACAUCGAGGACUUCAUCAAUGAGGGCCUGGAGGCGGCUGACGGUGACCCCAGCGUUCCCCCUUACGACACGGCUCUCAUCUACGACUAUGAAGGGGGCUGCUCCGUCAGUGGGUCGCUGAGUUCCAUCCUGUCCAGCUUGGCGGACGAAGACCAAGAUUAUGACUACCUCAAGGAAUGGGGGCCACGAUUCCGGCGCCUGGCCGAGCUGUACGGCCAGUAAGGGGGAGCGGGGGGAGCAGCAGGGCCGGACUGGACGGUCGGCAAUGCUGCUUGGGCUGCACCACUGGCCUCUCGGUUCAUGUGGGGGCAUGUGUCCUGCCGCCCCUCACUGCAACCCAGGAGCAGGGGCCCCUCCAGCAGCUUUCGUGCAAGCGGCAGCCCCGCCUCCAGCCUGAGGGGUCCUGCUCGUGCCAACGCUGAGGGCAGAAGACCCCAACAGCCUCAGUGCCUCUCCAGCCUUCCGGCUGAGAUUCUGCCGGUGCUCCCUGGUUCUGCUAGCAGCCGCCAGAGGGGCUGUCCCAGGGACCCCUCCUUUCCACCAACCAGGACCCCAAUGGUCUCGGCUGGGGCACCGCCUGAGUUACUAGGCCUAAACAAAGACAGCAGCUGGAUAAAAAAACCCCAGCGUGCCUGGAAACUGAAGUGGGGGGGAGCAGGAAGAGGGAACACUGCAGGAGCCAGGCAGCUGUGCUCCCCAAGGGUAUCACGCAGAACAGCCCCCCCAGAUGGAACCGAUCAGGGUCCCACCCUGAAAAGCAGCUUCCGGUGGGCUAUGGGUGAACCUGGCUGUGUUCACCCCUUAGCUGCGGCCCAAACCUGCCAAGGUGCUGGUAUGGCUUCAGCCAGAGGAAUAAGAGGCUCGGAGGCCUCAGGAGGGGACUGGGGCAGGUGGGGGGUGGGGGCGCAGUGC